Molecule: messenger RNA, 2457 nt
Organism: Lutra lutra (Eurasian river otter)
Lineage: Eukaryota; Metazoa; Chordata; Mammalia; Carnivora; Mustelidae
Gene: IRAK4
Product: interleukin 1 receptor associated kinase 4
Exons: 12
Coding region: 158-1540 (460 amino acids)
Biological process (GO): signal transduction; protein phosphorylation
Molecular function (GO): protein serine/threonine kinase activity; ATP binding; magnesium ion binding
Source: RefSeq, a predicted model, not a curated record
GGUACUGGGCGGGGACUGGGGCGGGGACUGGGGCGGGGACUAAUAUUUUGGGCCCACCCCGUCCCGGUGCUCUUGCAAGCCGGGGUUCUUCCGCAGCCGGCUGAGCGGGGCAGUGCCCCGGCCGCCCUGGCGCCCCGCUACUGGGCAGGAAUAGAAGAUGAACAAACCCAUAACAUCUUCAACAUAUGUGCGCUGCCUCAAUCUUGGACUAAUUAGGAAGCUGUCAGAUUUUAUUGAUCCUCAAGAAGGAUGGAAGCAGUUAGCGGUAGCUAUUAAAAAACCAUCUGGUGAUGAUAGAUACAAUCAGUUUCACAUAAGGAGAUUUGAAGCAUUACUUCAAACGGGAAAAAGCCCCACUUGUGAAUUACUGUUUGACUGGGGCACCACAAAUUGCACAGUUGGUGAUCUUGUGGAUCUUUUGAUUCAAAAUGAGUUUUUUGCUGCAGCGAGUCUUUUGCUACCAGAUGCUGUUCCCAAAACAGUUAAUACACUACCUUCUAAUGAAGCUGUAACAGUUCAGCAGAAACAGUUGCCUCUCUAUGGCAAAGACAGGACAUUUGUGUUACCUGUGCAGAAUCUUGAACAAAAUUCUAUGCCACCUGACUCCUCAAGUCCAGAAAAUCCAAGUUUAGAAGGUAGUGAUACACGUUUUCACAGUUUUUCAUUUUAUGAAUUGAAGAAUGUCACAAAUAACUUUGAUGAGAGACCCAUUUCUCUCGGUGGCAACAAGAUGGGAGAGGGAGGAUUUGGAGUUGUAUAUAAAGGCUACGUGAACAACAAAACUGUAGCAGUGAAGAAACUUGCAGCGAUGGUUGACAUUAGUACUGAAGAACUGAGACAGCAGUUUGAUCAAGAAAUAAAAGUUAUGGCAAAGUGUCAACAUGAGAACUUAGUAGAACUGCUUGGUUUCUCAAAUGAUGGAGAUGACCUCUGCUUAGUCUAUGUUUAUAUGCCCAAUGGCUCGUUGCUAGACAGGCUGUCUUGCUUGGAUGAUACUCCACCACUCCCUUGGCAUAUGAGAUGCAAGAUUGCUCAAGAUGCAGCUAAUGGCAUCAGCUUUUUACAUGAAAACCAUCAUAUUCAUAGAGACAUUAAAAGUGCAAAUAUCUUACUAGAUAAAGACUUCACAGCCAAAAUAUCUGACUUUGGGCUUGCACGGGCUUCUGAGAAGUUUUCCCAGACAGUCAUGACUAGCAGAAUUGUGGGAACAACAGCUUAUAUGGCACCUGAGGCUCUACGAGGAGAAAUAACACCCAAAUCUGACAUCUAUAGCUUUGGUGUGGUUUUAUUAGAAAUAAUAACUGGACUUCCAGCUGUAGAUGAACACCGUGAACCUCAGUUAUUGCUAGAUAUUAAAGAAGAAAUUGAAGAUGAAGAAAAGACAAUUGAAGACUAUGUUGAUACAAAGAUGAAUGACACUGAUCCCACUUCCAUUGAAGCUAUGUACUAUGUUGCUAGUCAAUGCUUGCAUGAAAAGAAAAACAAGAGACCAGACAUUAAGAAGGUUCAACAGCUGCUGCAAGACAUGACAGCUUCUUAAAAUUUUACUGGAAUAGACUCUUGGGUUUUGGGGGGGGGGGUUUGUCUACACCUGUCUAAACCAUUUUUUAAACUAAAAUUUUGUUUUUGUAAACAUUCUUUUUUACCUUUAACCAGGCAACAUGGAGCAGUUUAGUGGCUAUUAAAGCUUGUAUAGGACCCCCAACAAAUAUACAAGCAAAAGUAGAGCCACGAUAUCAACCCUAAGCUGACACUUUUUAGUGUCACCCUCAGUUCUUGAGUAAUCCCUCAGACCUCUCCUUGGAACCUCACCAAACAUAGUUUGAAAAAUACAGAAUUAGCAACAAGGGGUACUGGACCAUAGCGUGAAAAGACCCUAGGCCAAAGCCCAGUUCUGCUGCUAAUUUGCUGGAGUGCUUUGGGCAAUCCCUUCAUAGCUUUGAGCCUUGGUUUUUUUUUUUCUCACUGGUAUCAUUAGGCUAAUAUCUAUUGUGCUUCCCUGACAGGUAGUCAUGAAAAUCAAAUGAGCCAGCAUAUGUGCAUGCACUUUGUAACAUGUAAAGUGAUAUAAAAUUUAAAGUUUAUAUGCAAUCCAAUUAUAGUCAUUUGUUUAUAGGAUCAUGUUCGGAGUGUGCUAUUUUAAGUAAUCAUUCACCACUAACCAAACAUGCCCUGAUGUUACUUCCAUGACGAUAUGGUCAACAUUAGAUUAUGUUACCUGGCAAAAAUGAAGGAAUUUUGCAGAUGUUGUUAAGGUACCUAAUCUACUGACUGAGUAUCAACAUAGAGACUCUGCUGGGUGGGGCUGAUCUAAUAAGGUGAGUUCUUAUAAGAAUCCUGAGAGAUUAUCCCAUGGGCCUUGAAGAAGUAAGCUACCAUUUGUAAGAAGGCCAUACUUGCUAAGACCUCAGGAUGGCCUUCUAGGCUGAGAGCUACCUUCCAGCUGUUAGCCAGCAA